Cyclocybe aegerita is the source of this 1455-nucleotide messenger RNA. Lineage: Eukaryota; Fungi; Basidiomycota; Agaricomycetes; Agaricales; Hemipholiotaceae. The record is from the annotation of a GenBank genome assembly.
AUGGAACCCAAGCAUUUGGGAGUGGAACUGCCAGCCGCCCCUGCUCGUCGUGGAACGGGCUUCAAUCGUGGCCGUGGCGGUGCUCGAGGAACCUCUGCGUACAACACACGCGGAACAACAAGAGGAGUUCGUGGUGGGCCGGCUUUGCGGGGCGGCGCAAACAACCGCGGCGGGGGACAGAGGAGAGGCUGGAGGGACUGGGACAAAAAUAAUCGUGCUCGAGAGGCAUCAGUGGUUAUUUCACCUGAAUGGAGCAUGCUCGAGGAAAUUGAAUUUCAUCGACUUUCCAAACUGCGCCUCGAGGUUGAUGAACCCGACGAGUUAGAAUCUUAUGGUCGACUUUUCGCCUACGAUAAGUCUUACGACCGAGUAACGACGAAGACGGAGAGGCCUCUUCAAUUGGUGGAUAGGAUUAAAUACAAUACGACGACAUCAGACGACCCCGUCAUCCAACGGCUUGCACAACAAAACGUCGCGAAAGUCUAUACCACUGAUGCGAUUCUCAGCGUUCUGAUGUGCGCUCCUCGCUCAGUCUACCCAUGGGAUAUUGUUAUUGUUCGCGAAGGCGACGCCCUAUUCUUCGACAAGCGGGACGGUGGACCAUUUGACACCGUCACGGUCAACGAGAACGCGGCUGACUCACCUCAAGACCCUACCCCACCCAACCCGAACGAUCCAACUGCAAAAGCAGCGACUCCAGAGACGGCAUCUAUAAACACUGCGACAUCUCUCUCUUUGGAAGCCACCUACAUUAACCAAAACUUCGGAUUCCAAUCAGUCAUUGAAACUCCUCCACCUCCUGCUGUCGAUUUUGCUAAUCCCAACCCAUUCUAUGGCCCGGAGGAAACCGAGCCUCUCGCAUCUUGUGGUUAUCGAUAUAGGCUUUUCGAUUUGGGCAUUACUGAAGAUGAGGACAUUAAAAUCUGCGUCCGUACCGAGGUGGAUGCCUAUUCUCCCGGCCAAGGCAACCCCAAGGAGGGUCAGGGGUUAGUGACGAUCCGUGCUCUCAACGAGUUUGAUACUCGGGCGCAAGGUGCUGGCGGUGCACCUGAUUGGCGAUCCAAGUUGGAUUCCCAGCGUGGCGCUGUUGUUGCAACCGAGAUGAAGAACAAUAGCUGCAAACUUGCAAAAUGGACCGUGCAAAGUGUGCUUGCCGGAGCUGAACUCAUGAAGAUCGGAUACAUUUCUCGCGCGAACCCUCGCGAUAACACCCGUCACGUAAUUCUCAGCACCGCAUCGAUGCGGCCCACCGACUUCGCGGCCCAAUUGAAUGUCGUAUUGGCCAACGGGUGGGGCAUCGUCCGAACUGUCACUGAUAUGUGCAUGAAAAUGCCUGAGGGCAAAUAUGUGCUCGUGAAGGACCCUAACAAGCCGGUGAUCCGCCUUUACUCCGUACCAAUGUCGACUUUCACGGGUGAGGAUGAGGAAGGAAGCGAACCAGCAGAAGAAGAGUAG